Molecule: messenger RNA, 588 nt
Organism: Emiliania huxleyi CCMP1516
Lineage: Eukaryota; Haptophyta; Isochrysidales; Noelaerhabdaceae
Exons: 2
Coding region: 1-588 (195 amino acids)
Source: RefSeq, a predicted model, not a curated record
AUGUUGGCUGCUGCAAGCCAGGCCCGCUCCAAGGUGGUGCUUGCCCACAUCCGCGCAGCGACCGACGGCGAUCGCAGCGCGGCCAAUCGCCACCCCUUUCAGUUUGGACCCCUCCUCUUUAUGCACAAUGGCGGCGUCCCUGAUUGGCGUGAGCAUUUUGCCUCGGCGCUGCGAUGCCCAGAUCUGCGGCGCCUGUUGGCGGGCGAGACCGACUCAGAGUUUGCAGGCGCACUGUUUGCACAACACCUUGCCGGCGGCGACGUGUGUCUCCGCUCCAAGGAGUUUGAACCGGCUGAAGUGAUCGGCGCGAUGAGACGGACGGUGCGUGACAUCGAAGGCACCAUCGCACGGCUCACUGGUGCCUCGCACGGCUCACUCAACUUUGCCGCCUCAGACGGCCGGACAGCCGUCGUGACGCGAUUCAGAACCGCAGCAAAUGACGAGCCACCAUCGCUCUACUUUGCCAUUACCGGGUCAACUGAGCGGGCUGCAGCUGCUCGCCUCCUUGACAGUCAGGCCGCCGUGGUGGGUGAACAGCGGGCGGCGUGCGCCGCGCGCAGCGAUGUGCGCGUGUGGGCGCCGCUCUAA